AUGUCACCAUCCCUCGCCAAGCCAGUUGCAGUGUCAGGCCGUGACCCUCGCCACCUCAAGCACAAACGCCGCUACUGCCGGAUGCAAGGUUGCGAACGCAUUGUCAAAUCCCAAGGAGUCUGCCAACGCCAUGGCGCCAAACCAAGACUCUGCAAGGUGGAAGGCUGCGGAAAGCAAGCCCAAGGCAAUUUCGAUCGCAUGUGCAAGUCUCAUUUCAAGGCCAUGAAGCGAAUCACUACGCCCAUUCCGAAGGUCAAUGCAAGUGCACCUCCUCCUGCUCCUGAAGGAAGCAGCGUCUACGAUAGUGUCUUGCCCUUUAGCAUUUCCUACAUUCCCUCCACAGAGACUGUCAAUCCAUUGGUGGCCCAUCUCAAGGCUGGAUUCGAUGGACUCAAGCCACCCGCAUGGCACCGGAACGAGGAACGAAGGGCCCGGGGACUCCUUCCCAUUGAUAACACUGCCGCCCAACUGGAAGGGUGGGAACGAGAACUAGUCUGGAUGGAGAUUUUGGUCCUCACGGGUGCUCCCAGAGCCUCCUUUCGGCAUUUGGCACGAGCCUGGGGGCGUGACAAGGGAUUCCACAUGGUCCUGGCACAGUUCAUUUGCGAACGUCAAGGAGACGUUCGCCGCAAGCAACGGCAACAGGCAAUGAAACCCAAGGCCUCUAUCAAGAAGCAGCAACGACCCAAAGGAAAGAGUAAGGUUUCAAUGUCUUCCGAGAUUUCGGAUGAUUUCGGUGAUGAUGACAAUGCCUUUGCCGACGAUAUCUUCAACUUUACCGUGGAAGAAUUUGAAGUCAUUACCUCCAAAUGGAACGAUACCUUUACAGAGGUAUCCUCAGGUUCCUCCUCCAUUGGUGCCCCACCAGAAUCAUCCUCAUCAUCAUCCAACGCCUUUGUUCAACAACAACCACAACAACAACAGCAGAACCUGAAUCAUCCCUAUUCUACCGAGCAACAGCAGUUGAUGGGAGAUCAAUUACAUCUCAUUCCUCCCAAUCCUACUCCCGAUGAUUCCAAACGUAGUGCUUCCCAAUAG
This is a messenger RNA of Cylindrotheca closterium, 1038 nucleotides long. NCBI's taxonomy places the organism in Eukaryota, Bacillariophyta, Bacillariophyceae, Bacillariales, Bacillariaceae. The record is from the annotation of a GenBank genome assembly.